AUGACCCAAAGAAUUGUUGAGAAUCUUCACAUAUGUUUAUACGCACUAUGGUUUGUGGGAUUUAAAAGGGUAAUAGAAAUAUUGUGAUAGUAAAACGUUAAAUAUGCCACCAUCAACCGAUUCAGGAUCUGAGGAACACACAGAGAACAAAUCUACUGAAGCGACUCUUAAAAUUCCUUUCGAAUCGGCCAAGAGUGCAGAAAUUGCAUAUCGCGUGUUAAGUGUGGAUAAAGAACCUCGACGCAAUUUUGUCCAAAAGGAGUUACGUUUAGUGGGUGAUCAAAUAGAAGUACAUUUUAUUGCUGACCAAGUUAAAAAUCUUCGCACAGCAAUCACAUCAUUUUUUGGAGCGCUCCUACUUUGUACGGAUACAAUAAAAGAAUUUGCGCCAAUAACAACAGACAACGACAAUGCCGGAGCAUACACCAGCGCCAACUCCACAUAGAGCAGUUUAUGGUUUUGGCUUUUAUUUACUGUUUCUUACACUUUUCAUUUUGUACGUAAUGUGGGCAUUGCUUCCAACUGAGAGCUGGGGCUUGCACUACCUACCGGAUAAAUACUUUGCUGCAUAUCUUCC
This is a messenger RNA of Zeugodacus cucurbitae (melon fly), 577 nucleotides long. RefSeq lists its product as uncharacterized. Gene Ontology annotation, cellular component: EKC/KEOPS complex. The record is from RefSeq and is a predicted model, not a curated record. The coding region runs from base 104 to 445 and encodes 113 amino acids. The transcript is spliced from 2 exons. Lineage: Eukaryota; Metazoa; Arthropoda; Insecta; Diptera; Tephritidae.